Molecule: messenger RNA, 3124 nt
Organism: Camponotus floridanus (Florida carpenter ant)
Lineage: Eukaryota; Metazoa; Arthropoda; Insecta; Hymenoptera; Formicidae
Exons: 5
Coding region: 277-1116 (279 amino acids)
Source: RefSeq, a predicted model, not a curated record
CUUCGUGAUAAACGAUUCGGAGGCGAUCCGUCCAGAGUCGCUGCGCAAAUCCGCGACUUGUUUCCAACGCCGACGCCGACGCCACCACGACCUGAAAAAGGGGAAGGAAACGUCAAAGAGAGCAACAACAUUGACGCGCGUCUCGGAAACUCUCGUCGAUCUCCCACUUAAAAUGUUAUACACGGGCGCCAGGAAGCUUACCAAUGUAAACUGACGUAAACAGAUAAGCGAGAGUGGAUUCUCGGGUCUCGACAGGUUCUCGGAACGGUGGGCCUCAUGUACUGGAAUAGGACGACGACCGGGACGUCGGCCGUGCGGGAGGAGAUGCCCCUGAGCUCGAUAAGUCACGUCGCGAGUACAGCCACGGCGGAGAGCGUGAAUCCUGGGACGAACGCGCAGAUCACGUCCACCUGCUGCACUCCACCGCCGUCCUACCACAACAUCAAUCUGCCUCUCGGACACCCCUCCACGUUGACCAACGAACGCGGAGAGCCGCCCUCGUACGAGGAAGCGAUAGAUCCAAAUGCGCCACCGCCGUCUUACGAUUCGUUGUUCGGUCGUAUGAGAGAGGCACGUAAAAUAUCUAAAGGCAUAUUCGAUUUCCUGAAAAAUAUCAUUUGCCUUCUCCUGGGUACAAUUGGAUGUACCAUCAUUCUCGGAAUAACGAUACUGGUACCAAUUUGCAUGAUGGUGAUAGGUGGACUGUAUCUUUACGACUGUCCACAGGGUGAAUACAUUCCCGUAUACUUGUUAGUAGGUGGUGGAUUUGGAGUAUUUAAGCAAUUGUUAACUUUGUCAGCCAGAGUACGACAACGUCAAGAGGAGAGAGACGAAGAAAGAAUCAGACAGUCGCCUCUACAGACUCUGAUCAAUUGCUUUAUGCUCGGAUGGUUCAUUAUUGGUUCUAUGUGGGUAUAUAAGGAAUACGAACCAAAUUAUGAUCCAGCAUUAGGAAAGUAUUGCAAUAAAACAUUGUACUUAUUCGCCUUUUGGCUGAUCACGUCAGUCUACAUAUACCUAGGUAUCUUAACGGCCGGUCUAUGCAGCAUUUCCGUAGCUAGCAUAGCGUUUCAGAGACCACCGCCGGAUUUGAUGCGAGAUUUAAGUGUGGCUUAAUCAUUUUGCGUUCACAUCCACGAAAUGAUAUACAUCUAGGAUCUUCUGUAUUUAAUACAUACGUAUUUAUCGAUAAAAAGAAAAAAAAUAUCCCAUGUGUGUGGACGCAAAGCGCGCAUAUGGUUUUUCAUCUCUCAUGGAAAUACUCCGAUCGAUAAAAUACGAAAAGAACGAAGAGCUGCUCAUUCUUUCAAGAAUAAUAGAUUGAAGAUAGAUUGAUUAUUAUUAGCUUGAAAGAGUUUAAGUAUGGAAAGCUCCCAUUUGUAUAUAAAUUCGGAUCUAUACACGUAAUAAGCGGAAAAGAAAUCUCCUUUUUGGGAGCAAAACAAUAAAAGUCACACUCGCUAAGGAUGGCGCAACAUCGUCCACAGAGUCGCUUCACAAAGGGCGCAAAAAUUUCGUCCAUCUUUUACGUACCUGAGAUGCUUAAACGAUUAUUUCGGAGAAAAUCGUUGGCACGUUAAACGCACAUAGAAUAUUCACGCACGUGCAAAUUGCGUGCGCACGGUACGAAUUUCAGACAAGGAUCGUUCAAACGACUAUUCAUGACUAAGCGCGAUUAUUCACGUAAUUACUCAAUUUUUGUCGCAGGACAUUCGUGACGUUAUACGAGAGAUUCGGAGAAAAUAAUAUAAUACAUCGAAGUAAGUUUUCUCUUAAUAGCCUCUCGACGAAGAAACGAAGGGAUGGCGAGAGAAAGCAAAGUCAAACUUCGACCGGCUGUGUAAAUGUCGCGUAUUAUUCGCGAAUUUUUUAUCUUGUGCCAAGUGGACGCGGAGUCGCAGACCAAAUUAUUUUGCUAUCACCAAGUGUUGCUCGCGUCAGUGCGCUCUACGGUUUCUAUUAAAUUUGUUAUAAAUUCGUCCGAGAAGGCAGGAAUUUAAUGCAAAUUCGCGGCGACUACGCUUACACAGCGACGCUUUGACGACGGUCUAACAUAAUUCUACGAUAAAUGUUAGUCAUCGCACAUCUUUCUCUCGAUAUACUUAUCUCUGUUAAGCACUUUACGGACUUGACUACAUAUUAACGUACGCACUUCGCUGGUUCGUAACUUAUUGUUAAAAGACUGCGAACUUGCGCGUGACAAUUUCUCUAUAUUUAUUCUGCCCUCUCUCCUCCGUCCUUUUAUGCUUCUCAUCUCCAUUAGACCUUUACGUCUCGAUACAAUUUGCAUUCGUUUUUCUAUAAAAAAAAAUAAUAAGUAGCGUAAUAUGCGAUUAAAAAGAUAGGAUGUUUUUUUUUAUUCGAAAUGUCUUUAUCUGAUAAGAGAAUUAUAGAAAAAAAAACAGCAGUACCCGUAAAUAUUGUUGGAGUUUGCUGUUUUUUCGGAAAGGCCCGUUCUAUUACGUGAAAUAAUGACGUAAUGUUGAUAUGACGAAUUUUUGUGAUUCAGAUUAAACAAUUGUAUUACCAAGUGUAUUAUGAAUAUUAUUGUACAUACUUAUAUAUGAUAAUACCGUUCUUUUCAUUUAUUCUCAUAUGACUUUAUCAAUUUUCCGACUGAAAUUUAGUCUUCCCUCAGUCCUUACGUUUGUAAACGUAAUUAUUCUGAGCAUAAGAAAGUAAGCAUAGAACAUAGAAUACAUAAAUGUAAGCAUGGACUAAGGAAAUGUAAUCGUAUCUUCAAUAUCAUCUUUUACAAACAAGCUUGCGCGCCCAACGAACAAUAACCAAGCUUGUGCUUUCACAAUUUCGCAUAAACAUUUAAAGAGAUAUGUAUAUAAUUUGAUUCUGAUCACUAACAGAUUGUAAAUAAGAUUACGUAAGAUUUUAAUGUAGGACUUUAUCGAUCGCGAGCGAACAUUGUAUCUCUCUUGCGCAUUUAUUAUAUAACUAUUAUAAGUAUUAUAAUGAGAUUAUAUCAUUUCCGACAGUGUAAUAGAAUUCCUACGUUUUUUUUGGUAAAACGUAUGCGCACGCACGCGCGCACACACACACACAUACACAUAUAUAUACACACACGUAUAUAUUCGUUGUUAUAAUUUCCUAAAUAAAGCGCUUAAAAUCA